This is a messenger RNA of Strongyloides ratti, 2556 nucleotides long. RefSeq lists its product as hypothetical. NCBI's taxonomy places the organism in Eukaryota, Metazoa, Nematoda, Chromadorea, Rhabditida, Strongyloididae. The record is from RefSeq and is a predicted model, not a curated record. Bases 1 to 2556 code for a protein of 851 amino acids. The transcript has 7 exons.
AUGACAGAUAGUAAUACAGAAACAUUUUAUUCGUCUUCAAACUCUAUACUGGAACAUAUGAUGAGUGAGUAUAAUAAAAAUUCGAUUGAUGAAGAGCCUUCCAUUAAAGAGGACCAAUUUCAAAGAACAAUUGAUAUCUUAUCGAUAGAUGUUAAUAAAACAUUAAACAAUGGAACUAAAUCUAUAAAUAACCUUUCUGAACUACCAACAGAAGAUAAACAUUCAAUUGACUUGGUGAAUGAGGAAAACAAUACUAUUUCUAAACUUAAUUUAAACAAAAAUAUUGAAAAAGGUGAUAGUAAAUAUCAUUUUACACAGACAAAAGAUCUUAGUAGUGACAAAAUUCUUUUAAAUGAAAUUUAUUCUUCUGUUGACAAUAUACCAGAAAAAUUGCCCAUUAAUACUAAAUUAGAUAAUUAUCUUUUUACUAGAAAUAAUCUAAGCGAAAAAAAUUGUAUUGAGGCUACUAAAAUGAAAAAUAACACUACAACAUUAAAUUUUGAUAAAAAAAUAACAAAACCUAUUUCUAUAUUACCAGAAUUUUAUGAAAAAAAGAAUUUUGAUUCACCUAUAUCUACAUCUUCAUUAUUUUUAUCAAAUAACUCACCAACUGAUUCACAAUCAUCACCAGACAUUGAUGAAUAUGAUUUUGAGUGUUUAAUUGUCGAAAAUAAUAAUAUUUCAACAUCAUUAGAAAGCAUUAAUGAUUGUGAAAUUUCAAAUUCAAUACAAAAAUCUCAAUUAUUUGAUAAUAACACAAUGAUUAGAAGUAUGGGUGAUGAAAGCGUAAAUUAUUACAAUUUAGAAAGUAACCAAUCAAAUAGUGUAAAUAAUCUUAUUUUCGAGUAUCCAUCUUCUAAAGAUUCUCCAACAAACUCUGAGAAAGUGAAAACAGAAGAUAUCAUAAUUGAAAGGGAACGUGAUCCAUUAUCGCCAACAACAAUUCUUCCACCACCUUCUUAUAAAGAAGCUUGCCAAUUUUUAUUAACAAAAGGUGAAGAAGUUAAAAAAAAAGUAUUUACAUCACAAUUUGAAAAAAAUAUUUUAUUGAGAAGGAGUAGCUUAUUGAGGCAAAAUUCUAUUAGAUAUAAAAAAGGUGAUCCAAGAUCAAUUUUAUUUUUAUCUAAACAAAGUCGUUCACUUUCAAGAGAGGGUGUUUCUAAAUUAUUUAGAGGAGAAGAAGGUAUUAAAAAUUUGGAUAAAACAGUGUAUAAUAAGAGUAUUAAAUUGUCAAAGUCAUUUAAUAAAAUAGAAGAAAAUAAUUUGUUGAGUGAUUACAAAACGUCAAAACAUACCAUUUCAACAUCAGUUUUAGAGAAGGGUGAUUGUUUUGAAAAAAAUUUAGACAAAAUUUAUUGUAAUUUGUCAGAUUCAUUGAAAUCUAUCGAUUCUGUUACUGAUAAUUCUUUGUUUAAUAAUAUUGGGACCAUGGAGUCUUCUAAUGUAUUAAGUCAACAACAAGAAAGUAAUUUUAUUAUUGAAAGUCAUAGUGGAAUAUCUUUAAAUGAUGGCAAAGAUUCACUUUUAAAUCAGGAAAUAUUACAAAGUUCAAAAGAAGGAAGUUUUGAUUUUGAUGAUGUUGUUGAGUCAACACCUGUUUUGUAUGGACCUUCAUUUUCAUUAAGCAAAAUUAGUGAAAAUACAGAUUCAAUGGAAGAACCGGUAGAUAUUGCUCCAAAGUUUCAUACAGUUAAAGAAAGAUCUUGUGAAAGGAGAGGUUCAUUGUCUAUAUUUGGUGUUACACCACAUCGUCGUGGUAGAUCAGAAGAUAACACAUUUAUGAAUAAAGAUAAAACUAAUGUGCUUCCAUUUGACAAUGAUCAGGAGGUGUUUCUAGCAAACAAUCCAUUGGAAAGUGUUGAAAAUGUAGCGAUACGGGAUAGAUCAAAGAAUGGUCGAGAUGUAGUUGGAUCUUCAAGAGAAAGCAAAUGUAAAAGUCAAUUUUUGACGGUGGGAAAUUAUGGAAUUCAAUGUUUGUCAAAAAGUAGUACUGAUCUAACAGAUCUAGAAACUUCUAAAGAAAGUGAAUUGGAGUUUACAAAAGAAUUGGAGACUUCGUGUGAUGAUAUCAAUUUACCAGUAAUUCAAUCAACCACUUCACUAAUUGUUUCAAAAAAUGACAAAAAAGAUAAAAAAAACAAUAUGUCUAAGCGACAUGAUUCAUUAAAAGAAUUUAAUUUAACGGAGAAAGAAAAAGAGUUAGAGGAAAAUUGUAAAAUUAAUAAACUCAAAAAACCAUCUACAAAAUCUACUAAAUUUAGAUUGACAUCCAGUAUUAGUAAAGCAAAAAGCAAUGAUAAGGGUUCCAAAGGUAUAUUAGGCUCAUUGUUUGGUGGAAAAAAGAAAAGUUCAAAACCAUCCCUACAAGGUAUAUUUCCAAAUUCUGGACUUGGUUCAAAGACAAUAUCAGAAGCGACAUUUGAAUCAAUUAAUCAGAGUUGUAAUUUGAUUGUUGGUGAUCAAAAAAAAAGUUCCACACUCCCCAUUGAUGUUAUGAAAACAAAAAGUCAAGUUUCAUUUACCACAACAGAUGUAAUUAUGGGUAGGUUUUAUUAA